CGCUUCUCAUUGCAUCACUUCUUCUGAAUGAGACAGCAGCAAAAUGAGGAAAUAUUUGUGCAGUUUGACAGACGUCAUAUUUCAGAACCCUGCGGCAACUGACACGGUUAAGGAUGACCAUGAAAAGCAACAGCAGAACUCCCAUGUGGGAAGCAAUGACGAGAAUAUUGACCGGGGGAACUGGACCAAUAAGAGGGAGUACAUGCUGUCUAUGAUUGGCUACGCUGUGGGCCUGGGGAACGUAUGGAGGUUCCCCUACCUGGCCUAUAAGAAUGGAGGAGGUGCUUUCCUCAUCCCAUAUUUUAUCAUGCUAAUUGUUGCUGGUAUCCCUUUGUUCUUCCUGGAGAGUUCCUUCGGUCAGUUCUGCAGCCAAGGCCCUGUCAAUGUGUGGAGGGCUCUGCCCAUAUUUCAGGGUGUGGGUGUAACCAUGGUUUUGGUCAGUACGUUAGUAGCCAUCUACUAUAAUGUCAUCAUUGCCUACAGUCUCUACUACAUGUUUGCAUCCUUCCAGUCCCCUCUGCCAUGGAGCGACUGUUUCUACUGGUCCAACAGCAACUGUAGCCUCACACCUAGAGAAGUGUGCAAUGUUACAAGAGAUUCCAAUUGGAGUGUGCCAGUAAUUACAGCCAACAUGACGCUGUGGGAGAAUGGGACCUGCCCAGAGGGAAACAUCAGCAUUUCAGUACAGAGUCCCAGCGAACAGUACUGGGACCUGGUGGCCUUACAAAGGUCUAGUAGUCUGGAUGAGACUGGUCCGGUGGUCUGGCAUCUGGCUCUCUGCCUGCUGCUGGGAUGGCUGCUCAUUGCUGCUGCCCUAUACAAAGGCAUCAAGUCCUCAGGAAAAGUUGUGUAUUUUACCUCUACGUUUCCCUAUGUGGUCUUGCUGAUCCUGUUGAUCCGUGGAGUGACACUAGAGGGUGCCAGAGACGGCAUUGAGUUCUAUAUCGGCUCCCAGUCCAACCUCGCCAAACUGUGCGAGGCAGAGGUGUGGAGGGAUGCAGCGAUACAGAUUUUCUAUUCGCUGUCGAUAGCGUGGGGUGGAGUCACAGCCUUGUCCUCUUAUAACAAGUUCCACAACAAUGUGUUCAAGGAUGCGCUGAUUGUCUGCCUCACCAACUGUGGUACCAGUGUGUUUGCAGGCUUCGCCAUCUUCUCCAUCCUAGGUCACAUGGCUCAUGUUUAUGGAAAGCCUGUAUCAGAGGUGGCCCAGGCAGGUUUUGGCCUAGCAUUUAUUGCAUACCCUGAUGCCCUGUCCAAGCUGCCCAUCUCUCCUCUCUGGUCCAUCCUCUUCUUCUUCAUGCUGCUCACCCUCGGACUCGACUCUCAGUUCGCUGGCAUAGAGGUCAUCUCCACCUGUCUACAGGACGCCUUUCCUGAAACCUUCAAAUUAAAAAAAUCCAUAGUCUAUGUGGCUCCCUGUGCCAUUCUCUUCCUGCUCGGCCUGCCGUGUGUAACCCAGGCAGGGAUAUACUGGGUGACUCUGAUAGAUCAGUUCUGUGCUGGCUUUGUUCUACUGAUCGCUGCUCUGCUGGAGCUCAUUGGAGUCUUCUAUAUCUACGGAGGAAACCGUUUCAUUAAGGACAUAGAGACGAUGAUUGGGACGAGGAGCUCUCUCUUCUGGUUGUGGUGGAGAGCUUGUUGGUUCUUCAUCUCUCCCGCCAUCAUCAUUGUGAUCCUGGUAUGGUCGUUGUUGACGUUCAGUCCCCCAUCCUACGGUACGGUGCAGUACCCUGCGUGGGGCGUGGCACUAGGAUGGUGUAUGAUCGCCUUCUGUCUCAUCUGGAUCCCCCUCAUCGCUGUCUGGAAAAUACGCACCUCCCAAGGAAACCCCUGGCAGCGUCUGUGUGCUGUUUGUUCUCCUGUGGAGAGUUGGGGUCCGUACCUGGAGGUCCACCAUGGCGAGCGUUAUGCAGACGGACGACGGUACUACAGGAAGAACUCUGUCCACCUGCAAGACAACAAUGUUUACAUCAUCCCCAACAACCUCACACGCCUCUAACCCCAGUGUGUGUGUGUGUGUGUGUGUGUGUGUGUGUGUGUGUGUGUGUGUGUGUGUGUGUGUGUGUGUGUGUGUGUGUGUGUGUGUGUGUGUGUUUUUUUAGUGUAAGCUGCUUAGGAGGACGGCUCAUAAUACUGGCUGAAACGGAGAGAAUGGAAUCAAACCAUGUGUUUGAUGUAUUGAUACCAUUCCACUCCUUCCGAUCCAGUCAUUACCACGAGCCCGUCCUCCCCAAUUAAGGUGCCACCAGCUGGGUGUGUGUGCGUGUCUGCAUGCGUGCGUGUGCACUAGAUGACAAAUCUGUCAUUGUGCCCAUUGUGCCCAAAUCUGUCAUUUCGCUACACUCGCAUUAACAUCUGCUAACACACGUGUAUGUGACCAAUAAAAUUUGAUUUGAUUUAA
Molecule: messenger RNA, 2401 nt
Organism: Salmo salar (Atlantic salmon)
Lineage: Eukaryota; Metazoa; Chordata; Actinopteri; Salmoniformes; Salmonidae
Product: sodium- and chloride-dependent neutral and basic amino acid transporter B(0+)
Biological process (GO): beta-alanine transport; sodium ion transmembrane transport; (R)-carnitine transmembrane transport
Cellular component (GO): plasma membrane
Molecular function (GO): branched-chain amino acid:sodium symporter activity; (R)-carnitine transmembrane transporter activity; neutral, basic amino acid:sodium:chloride symporter activity
Source: RefSeq, a predicted model, not a curated record